Molecule: messenger RNA, 912 nt
Organism: Saimiri boliviensis boliviensis (Bolivian squirrel monkey)
Lineage: Eukaryota; Metazoa; Chordata; Mammalia; Primates; Cebidae
Gene: AZU1
Product: azurocidin 1
Biological process (GO): proteolysis
Cellular component (GO): azurophil granule
Molecular function (GO): serine-type endopeptidase activity
Source: RefSeq, a predicted model, not a curated record
CAGAGCUUCCCCACCAUGACCCCGCUGACCGUCCUGGUCCUGCUGGCUGCCCUGCUGGCGUCCUCGAGGGCCGGUUCCAGCCCCCUCACAGACAUCGUGGGAGGCCGGAAGGCGAGGCCCCGCCAGUUCCCGUUCCUGGCCUCCAUUCAGAAUGAGGGGAGGCACUUCUGCGGGGGUGCCCUGGUCCAUCCCCGCUUCGUGAUGACGGCAGCCAGCUGCUUCCGAAGCCAGAACCCUGGGGUCGGCACCGUGGUGCUGGGCGCCUAUGACCUGAGGCGGCGGGAGAGGAGGUCCCGGCAGACCUUCUCCAUCAGCAGGAUCAGCGAGAACGGCUACGACCCCCAGCAGAACCUGAAUGACCUGUUGCUGCUGCAGCUGGACCGGGAGGCCAACCUCACCAGCAGCGUGGCCAUACUGCCGCUGCCCCUGCAGAACGCCACGGUGAACGCUGGCACCAGAUGCCAGGUGGCUGGCUGGGGGACGUGGCGCAGCGGGGGCCCGCUCUCCCGUUUUCCCAGGGUCAUCAACGUGACUGUGACCCCUGAGGACCAGUGUCGCCCCAAUAAUGUGUGCACCGGUGUGCUCACCCGCCGGGGCGGUAUCUGCCAGGGGGACGGGGGCACCCCCCUCAUCUGCGAUGGCCUGGGACAUGGUGUGGCCUCCUUCUCCACCGGGCCCUGUGGCCGGGGCCCCGACUUCUUCACCCCAGUGGCGCUCUUCCGAGAAUGGAUCGAUGGUGUUCUCAACGCCCCUCCUCUCGGGCCAGCCUAGGCGGAGCCUGUGACCUCCCACGGAGCCCAGCUCUGACCUCCACGCCUCCUGUGUGCUGCAACCCCGUCCCGUGGCCCCACCCCAGCCCCUGCUCUGGCCUGCGUGGCCCUGGCUGUAAUAAAGAAGCUGUUCUCUCCUCUG